This is a messenger RNA of Ochlerotatus camptorhynchus, 1031 nucleotides long. Its product is annotated as epidermal growth factor-like protein. The coding region runs from base 69 to 1016 and encodes 315 amino acids. The transcript is spliced from 3 exons. NCBI's taxonomy places the organism in Eukaryota, Metazoa, Arthropoda, Insecta, Diptera, Culicidae. The record is from RefSeq and is a predicted model, not a curated record.
UUGCGGAAUUUCUGAUAUCAUCAGCAAUAUUGUUUGGUCAUUCGACGCAUUCAGCUCUGAGCAGCAAGAUGGCUUUCUUAAGCUUGCUCAGACUAAUGGUUAUUUCCCUUGUAUAUGUACAGUUUACAUGUGCUCAGCAUUGUGAGAAUGGAGUCAAAAUGGCACAUUUCGAACUGCCCAAGAGCAUUAUGCAUCCAAAAUUUGGCUACUGUUUUAACGUUUCUGAAUUUUCGCAGGUAAAACCCAUGGUUUCCAAAUUAUGCUGUGCUGGGUAUUACGAAGAAGGUGACAAUUGCCUUCCAGUGUGUAAAAACGGCUGCCAACACGGUGAAUGCACAUCUCCGGACAAUUGCAAAUGUAACGAGGGAUACGUCAUGGCGAAUGGACGGUGUGUGUUGAGUUGUGAUCCUGGGUGUGUAAGUGGAGACUGUAUUGCUGCGGGAAAGUGUAGAUGUUGGAAAGGAUAUCGAACGCUAACAGAGUCAAAUGUUUGUAUACCAACAUGCGAACCACCGUGUGAAAAUGGUACUUGCGUGGGUGUGAACCAGUGUAGAUGUCACAAUGGUUACAUCAAUUCAACCGAUAACUACCGCUGUGAACCGAUCUGCGAUCCACAGUACACAAUGGUUGAAAAUGGAGUGUGCAUUGCCCCAAAUGUUCUACGUUGUAACACAGCGUUCACGCUUACAUUAUCUGCCGAUUCCACGCUGGCGUGCACCAAUGACUCACAAAUUCAUAAAUCGAGUUUCAACUUCAACGCCGUUCUGCGCAAAUUUUGCAUAAUUGCCUCCAUCAUAACUGGAUUAAUUGUAAUAGUUGCGGCUGCGGUUAAAAUUUUAAAAUGUGUUUUCAUGAAGAAAUUUCAGAUAAAUAUUUAUGGCCACAGCCCUUCUGAGGGCUACAAUGACGCUGAGCAUGGGAGCUCAAGCAAUUCGCCUAUCACUACAACGAUUAUGUCGUCAAGUCCCCUCCCGCAGACACGGAAGAGCUCGAAGUCGAAAUAUACAAAAAUGUAAUCGCGAGGAUAAGCC